GGCAAAAAAAGGGUGACUUCAAGAGCUUGAGGGGGCAACACCACAACACAACCCUUACAGCCUGACACACACACACACACACACACACAUCCAACACAAACACACACUGAACCUCGGCAUGCUGUCGAACGAGAGCUGUGAGAACAGCACCCAUAUCCACACGGACGGGAACCCGGUGGUGAGCACAGUGAUGUUCAUCCUGGGGGUGAUGGGGAACUUCAUCGCCCUGGCCAUCCUGGGGGUCCACCAGAAGGAGCGACGCACCAAGUCCUCUGUCUUCUGCAUCCUGGUGACGGGACUGGCCCUGACUGACCUGCUGGGAACCUGCUUCCUCAGCCCCCUGGUGUUUGUGUGCUAUGCCCGCCAGCGAUCCCUGCUGGGGCUCACUGGGGACCAGGGACUCUGUGGCCUCUUUGCCUUUGCCAUGACCUUCUUUGGCCUGGCCUCCAUGCUCAUCCUCUGUGCCAUGGCCGUGGAGCGCUGCCUGGCCAUCAGCCACCCUUAUUUUUACUCCAAGUGCGUCCGACGCAGCUUCGCCAAGGUGGCCCUCCUACUUAUCUACAUCUUCACCUGCGCCUUCUGUGUUUUGCCAUUCUUCGGCUUUGGCCGCCACAAGCAGUACUGCCCGGGCACGUGGUGCUUCAUCAAGAUGGAGGCGGCAGGCGAGGGGGUGGACGAAGAGAGGAAGGUUCUGGCGUUCUCUCUGUCCUACGCCUCGCUCAUGGCGCUGCUGAUCGUGGCGGUGUUUGUGUGCAACGGCUCUGUGAUUGUCAGCCUGUGCCGGAUGCACCGCAGCCAGAUGACACGGCGUGGUUCGGUGGUGAAUGGAGGGAGGAAGAGGAAGAUGAGUCUGGGCUGGUUCGGACAGGGGGAGGAGGAGAUGGACCACCUGAUGCUGCUGGCCUCCAUGACGGUCAUCUUCGUUGUCUGCUCCUUGCCGCUCACUAUUGCCGGUUUUGCCAAUGCCAUCGAGCCGGUGGGUGACGACCAGGAGAACCUGCUGGCAUUCCGUUUCCAGGCCCUCAACCCCAUUGUGGACCCCUGGGUCUUCAUCAUCUUCCGCAAGUCCGUGUUCCGCCACCUCCGCUCGCUGCUGCGCUGCCGCUUCACGGGGGGAGCAGUGAAGAACACGGCCCACUGCACCUUCUCCUUAACCCCUGACGACCACAGGGAGUCUCCCAAACCCUUGCCCUCUGUUUCCUUGCAGCCCAAGCUAUACUCCAGCCUCUUAUGUGGGGGUGGGACUCGGGGCAGGAAAGAGAAUGGGAUUUAGGGAUGGAUGGAUGUGGGAGAGCAGACAUUUGGGGGAAGGGGUUCGGGAUUUAGGGUUUGGAGAAUGAACUUUUUUGAUUAUUAGUACCUUAUCCACUGUUGACUAGGAUACAUAUAGUAUACCCGAUGCAUGAGUAUACCCGAUGCAUGAGCUACAUGUUUCAUACAUGUGAGUGCCAUAUAAAAAGACUGCAAAGUGAGCGAUUAUGCCUCCAAACACACUGAAAACAAAAAAAACUCCAAGCAACUGAAAUGGAUGUAUGCAGGAGACCACUAAGGGAUUCAUUAUGGACAACCAGCCCUGGAACGGCAAAGGACUCUGUCGACAUACAGUGCCUUCAGAAAGUAUUCAUACUUUAUUUUUUACCUUUAAGCAAUUCAGUUAAUAACAAAUUCUUAUUUUCAGUAAUGGCCUAGGAACAGU
Molecule: messenger RNA, 1696 nt
Organism: Oncorhynchus kisutch (coho salmon)
Lineage: Eukaryota; Metazoa; Chordata; Actinopteri; Salmoniformes; Salmonidae
Product: prostacyclin receptor-like
Exons: 2
Coding region: 119-1273 (384 amino acids)
Biological process (GO): positive regulation of cytosolic calcium ion concentration; negative regulation of smooth muscle cell proliferation; adenylate cyclase-activating G protein-coupled receptor signaling pathway
Cellular component (GO): plasma membrane
Molecular function (GO): prostacyclin receptor activity
Source: RefSeq, a predicted model, not a curated record